AUGGCGUCUUCAGAGACCGUCGCCUACACUGUCGUUGCUCCUGACCCGAGCAGCGAUGGUAUCGAGCUGUCAACCCAGGAUCUGCGCAACAACCUUCAGCGUGGCUCCGACGAGGUCAAGCUCGAGACGCUGCGACGCAUCAUCGUCUCGACGCUAAACGGCUCACCACAACCCAACCUGCUCAUGCCCAUCAUCCAAUAUGUCUUGCCCAGCCGCAACAAGCAGCUCAAAAAGAUGCUCCACUUCUACUGGGAGGUCUGCCCCAAGCUCGACGAGAAGGGAAAUCUCAAGCAGGAGAUGAUUCUCGUUUGCAACGCUAUCCGAAACGAUCUGCAGCACCCCAACGAAUACAUUCGAGGCUCCACACUACGCUUCUUGCAAAAGGUCAAGGAGCCCGAGCUUCUGGAGCCUCUCAUCCCCACCAUUCGCCAGUGUCUCGAGCACCGUCACAGCUAUGUCCGCAAGAACGCCGUCUUCUGCGUCUACUCGAUAUACCAGCACAACGAGAAUCUCAUCGUCGACGCGCCCGAGCUCAUGGAGACCUUCCUCGCUGCGGAAGCCGACACGACCUGCAAGCGCAACGCAUUCGUCCUUCUCUGUCACACGGCUCCCGAGCGCGCCGUUCAGUACUUCCUCGGUCUCGGCGACCAGGUCGCAUCGCAGGACGAGCUCAUGCAGCUUGCCAUCAUCGAGCUCAUCCGAAAGGACUGCCGCGGCGAGUCGCCCAACCGACCCCGCUACAUCCGUGCUGUCUCGGAGCUGCUCUCUGCACCCAGCCACUCAGUCAAGUACGAGGCUGCCAUCACCCUCACUACGCUCACACAGAAUGCUGCCGCUGUCAAGGCAACCGCCAGCGCGCUCAUCGAGCUCAUUGUCAAGGAGAGCGACAACAACGUCAAGCUCAUCGUUCUCGACCGCCUCGAUGCACUGCGAACCAAGCACGAGCACGUCAUUGACCCGCUGGUCAUGGACCUUCUCCGCGUCCUCAGCAGCCCCGACAUGGACGUUCGACGCAAAGCUCUCCGCAUCGCGCUCGAGAUGGUCUCGAGCCGCAACAUCGAAGAGGUCGUGCUCUUGCUCAAGAAGGAGUUGAUGAAGACUGUCGACACCACCUCGUCGCAGGACAAGAACCUCGAGUACCGACAGCUGCUCAUUCAGUCCAUCCACACCUGCGCCAUCAAGUUCUCCGAGGUCGCCUCCAACGUCGUGCAUGUGCUCAUGGAGUUCCUCGGCGACUCGAACAACCCAUCAGCCGUUGACGUGAUUGCGUUCGUUCGCGAGGUGGUCGAGAAGUUCCCCGACCUGCGCUCGUCGAUCGUAGACAAGCUGCUCCGCACUUUCACCGACAUCAAGUCCGGCAAGGUCUUCCGUGGUGCUCUGUGGAUCGUCGGCGAGUAUUGUGCCAGCAUCGAGGACGUCAAGGAGGCUAUGCAGCAGAUCCGCAAGGUGAUUGGCGAAGUGCCCAUCCUUGCGGCUGAGGAGCGUCUUCUCGACAACUCCACCGCGGAGGCUGACGGUGCCAGCAAGGAGGAGGCAGAUGCGGCUUCAUCGUCUUCGGCACUAGGCUCCGCAAAGCCCACUACUUCGGCCGCCAACCGUGUUCGCGCCGACGGCACGUACGCCACCGAAACCGCCUUCAGCUCCGAGGCCAACCAGGCUGCCCGUCUCGAGGCGGUCAAGAGCGCAUCCAAGCCACCUCUCCGCUCGCUCAUUCUGCUUGGCGACUUCUACACCGGCACCGUGCUCGCAUCGACGCUCACCAAGCUCGUGCUGCGCUUCGCCGAGCUCUCGUCGGACGCGGCGGCCAAGAACAGCCUGCGCGCCGAAGCGAUGCUCAUCAUGACGAGCAUCGUGCGCGUCGGCCAGUCCAAGUUUGCCGCGACGCCCAUCGACGAAGACUCGACUGAGCGCAUUCUCUCGUGCGUCGAGACGCUCGCCGCUUCCGUGCAGGACGCCGAGCCGGAGAGCAAGGAGGCCAAGCAGGUGUUCCUGCACGACACCAAGGCGGCGUACACCAAGAUGGUGGAGCACGAGCAGGCAAAAGCGGCGGAGAAGCUGGCCAAGGAGACCAAGGUGGUCAAGGUGCAGCCGGACGAUGUGAUUUCUUUCAGGCAAUUCUCGAAGAAGGCGGCGGACGAUGCGGCCGAGGAGUACGAGCGCGAGUUGACGCAGGCUACGGGAGCCGCUGAGGCUGCGAAGGACGAUUUCAUCAGCAAGCUCGCGCGUGUUGUUCAGCUGACCGGGUUCUCGGACCCGGUGUAUGCCGAGGCGUACGUCAACGUGCACCAGUUCGACAUCCUGCUCGACGUGCUGGUGGUCAACCAGACCGCGGAGACGCUGCAAAACCUCUCGAUCGAAUUCGCCACCCUCGGCGAUCUUAAGCUCGUCGAGCGUCCGUCGAACUACACCCUUGCGCCAUACUCGUACCAGUCGAUCAAGGCCACCAUCAAAGUCUCCUCCACCGAAACGGGCGUCAUCUUCGGCAACAUCAUCUACGAAGGCGCUGCGGGCACGGGAACCCAAUCCGCCGGUGACUCGAAAUGCGUCGUGCUCAACGACAUCCACAUCGACAUUAUGGACUACAUCUCGCCGGCCUACUGCAACGAAUCCCAGUUCCGCGCCAUGUGGACCGAGUUCGAGUGGGAGAACAAGGUCAACGUCAACACGACCAUCACGGAUCUGCGCGAGUAUCUGGCGCACAUUAUGAAGAGCACCAACAUGUCGUGUCUCACGCCGGAGGCGAGUUUGGCGGGCGAGUGCGGCUUCCUCAGUGCCAACAUGUAUGCGAGGAGUCUGUUCGGAGAGGAUGCACUGGCGAAUCUGAGCAUCGAACUCCUGCCCGAUGGAAAGACGAUUCAGGGUCAUGUUAGGAUCAGGAGCAAGACGCAGGGGAUUGCGUUGAGUUUGGGGGACAAGAUCACGCUCGCGCAGAAGGCGGCUAGCAAGGAUUGA
Molecule: messenger RNA, 2952 nt
Organism: Kalmanozyma brasiliensis GHG001
Lineage: Eukaryota; Fungi; Basidiomycota; Ustilaginomycetes; Ustilaginales
Product: Clathrin/coatomer adaptor, adaptin-like, N-terminal
Exons: 1
Coding region: 1-2952 (983 amino acids)
Biological process (GO): intra-Golgi vesicle-mediated transport; endoplasmic reticulum to Golgi vesicle-mediated transport; intracellular protein transport
Cellular component (GO): COPI vesicle coat; cytoplasm
Molecular function (GO): structural molecule activity
Source: RefSeq, a predicted model, not a curated record